AUUUACAUCUACCGAACGAAAACUUUGAAAAGAAAAACCUAUAAAGCAGUGAUCGUCUGAAUUUGGCUUGAUUAUACGGGCUUAAUAGGUCAAACAAUACGCAAUAUUUCUUGACGUUAUAAUAUGGAACAGCUUCAAACAGACAAGAUUAAUGAGCUCCGUCGAGAGUUGACUCUUACCAGGGCUUCAUUCGAACAAAAGUUAAACGAUGCAGAAAACAAGAUACGGGAAUUUAAAAAGAUAGGCGAAGAUCGAAAGCGUCUUAUAGAUGAAAACAAAGAAGCUCUAACAUCAAUCGAACAAGAAAAUAAUCAAUUAAAAGACGAAAACAAAAAAAUGAAGGAAGAGCUAGAGAAAACACUUUAUGAAUGUGCACAUCAAGAAAAAUUGCUAGAGCAAGAACGACAGAGUCGUAUAUCUCUUGAGACAGCCAAAGUCCAAGAAAUG
Molecule: messenger RNA, 447 nt
Organism: Rhizophagus irregularis DAOM 181602=DAOM 197198
Lineage: Eukaryota; Fungi; Glomeromycota; Glomeromycetes; Glomerales; Glomeraceae
Source: RefSeq, a predicted model, not a curated record